Molecule: messenger RNA, 294 nt
Organism: Gloeophyllum trabeum ATCC 11539
Lineage: Eukaryota; Fungi; Basidiomycota; Agaricomycetes; Gloeophyllales; Gloeophyllaceae
Exons: 2
Coding region: 1-294 (97 amino acids)
Source: RefSeq, a predicted model, not a curated record
AUGACUCCGGCGUCGCCGACCAAGGGCAAUGAUAUCAAAGUCGCCAGAAAGCAGGUCGCCAAAGAGCACCCGGGAUUCUUUCCGAAGGGGUCUACCCCCCCUACGACCCCCGACGUCGAGUUCGACGAAGAUGAUUUCGAUUUCAAUGGGGGGUUCCACGACUUUUCCCAUGGCGCGUCUACCUCUGGAAACAGGGGCCGCGACCAGCAGCCCAAGGCUUUGGGUACCAAGUCCAAGGCCGCAACCUCUGCGAACCUAAACUUGAUGCCCAACGCGAAGAACAGCAAGGCAUGA